AUGGAGACACCUUCACAUGGAGACAGCCUUUUGACGGCUCUAGUGGCCGGCUGUUCGUCAGCAGGUUUUGCAGCAUUUGUCACUUUCCCGCUUGAUUUCUUCAAAACAAUGCACCAGUUGGAUAACUCUGCGCAAUUGAAGAAGUUCAAUGCGCCUGGCUUCCAGCCGUCGGCAAUCAACCAUAUCAUGAAAGGUAGCAGUGCUUUGGUGACGGGGAAUGUCAUGAAAAACUUCACCCGUCUCUUGCUGUACAAUUGGGCUUCGAAUUUCAUGGCCAUGGAGUCAAGAAACGAUACCAAGAGGACUAGUGCUCCCCGUGUGGUCAUUGCCGGUGCCAUGAGUGCUACGAUGGAAACUGUGUUGAUUAUUCCAACAGAAAGAAUCAAGAUCACAAUGAUCCAGAACCAGAUCUUGGCCAAUGAGAUUGCCCACUUCCCAGAAAAGAACAUAGACAUCACUGGUGUUGAAAAGCAGCAUCAUAAACUGGUCCAGAGCAUCUUCUCCAGACAAUAUGUCUCUCCACACGCCUACUACACCACUGGUCUUCUUUCACAGCUCAAGUCUGGUAAAAGCGGUCAGAAAUUCCUGUCAGCACAUGCUGUUAGAUCACCAUCUGCUCUUGACGCUCUCAAAACAGAGUUUAACAAGACUCCAGCAUUGACCCUUCUAAGCACUAUUCGUCAAAUGUAUGCCCUUCAAGGCAUUCAGGGCUUCUUUUCAGGUACAUUCAUCACAUUUGCUCGUCAGAUCGGUUCGUCAGCAGCCUGGUUCUCGACAUACAAUGCUACCAGACAAUUAAUAGACCCACACAACAAGCAAUCGGAUGAGCAAAACUGGUUCAAGUUCCAGCACUCUGCCUGGCAGCUGAUAGGUCUCCAUUGUAUAUCUGCAGCUGCGGUUAUUGCUCUUACCCAGCCUCUUGAUGUUAUCAAGACUAACAUUCAAUCGAAGAACGGCAGCAUGCUUUACAAGGACUCGCUUUCCACCGCUUACAAGUUGGUGCUUAGAAAGGGCUUCAAAAGUUUGUUUUCGGGUGCCGUUCCUCGUGGUAUAAAAAUUGGUAUCAAUGGAAGUAUCACCGCUUUCUUCUAUGGCUGGAUUGACAAUGGCAUCACCACACUUGCUACGAAAACGGUGUUUACCGAUUAG
Messenger RNA from Candidozyma haemuli, 1149 nucleotides. RefSeq lists its product as uncharacterized. The transcript has a single exon. Lineage: Eukaryota; Fungi; Ascomycota; Pichiomycetes; Serinales; Metschnikowiaceae. The coding region runs from base 1 to 1149 and encodes 382 amino acids. Gene Ontology annotation, biological process: mitochondrial citrate transmembrane transport. The record is from RefSeq and is a predicted model, not a curated record.